CUCAACGUUGCAUCCACACGCCUUCAGCAACACCGACGAUAUCACAUCUGACUCGGUUUACUCUGACCUCGUCAACAGUGACACCACCAUCUUCGACAUACAACAAGUGAUCAUCUAUGGGUUCCUACAAGACCACCGCAUUUUCCCCUCUUGUCAGCGCGCCAAUCGGCCUUGUUGCUGUCUCUCCAGAGUCUGCCAGCGGACUUUCUUAUACCGACUCGGGCUUUGUAUCGCUGCUGUGGCUAGUUGUGGGAGGCCCGCGUUGAAAGACGUGGGCGAAAAGACGACAGCAGACUGCCGAACCUGCGCAUAACAGAAGCGCGAAUGCGCAACGAGUAUUGACCAUCCAUAACUUGUGAACGUCUCAACAUCCUGCGGAAUCAUACAGCCUAACUUCGCUUGCACGAUAGUUACAUCCUCUUCACAACGUCGACAGAAUGCCCGCUAUGGACAUCGACGGCCAUGCGCUUGAUGUUCCAGUCCAACGAUCCCCACCAAUGCGGAUCGCGUCACCCGCACAACGGCCUGUGCAGAAUGCGAUGAUGGACGAGCCGCUACCAAUUCCGCGACUGGAUCAUGAGGCGAUGAAGGAGAAGGCCAAGAAGCGAAGGAAGAACAAGAAGAAAGCCAUGCCUGCAGCAGCACCUGCAGCUAGCGUGACAAGAGGCUUCCAAACGCCAGUCGCCUCCGCCGGCGAGGAGUCAGACAUGUCUUACGCCGGCACUCCCCGACUAGGUGCGACUGGUAGUCCGCUAAUGCGACCAGCCAGCUCCGGCAUAGGCGGCAUCAGUGCGCUGAAGGCGCGCCUAGACGCUCUGUCACUCGAAGGCGGACAGCCACGACCUAGUCUAGUGCACGUUAUGUCGAACGACUCCGUCACUUAUGAUAGCACCGCCUCUUCCCGCGCUAGUGACGGCGACAAGACGGAGAUGGAGACGUACGAUGUGCCGCUCGACGAAGACUUCGCUAGCCCAGAUGCAGGCACUCAGACGCCACUUUUCGCAUCUCAGGCUGUCGAAGGUGGCUUACGAACGAAGUCUAUCUACCGCAAAAUGUGCGCCGCAGACUUCGAGCCUCUGCGCUGUCUUGGCAAGGGCGCUUUCGGCACAGUGCACUUGGUCAAGCAGCAGACCACGGGACGCUUGUUCGCUCAGAAGCAAUUCAAAAAGGCUAGCUUGACCGUGCACAAGCGCAUGAUCGAGCAGACGCGCACAGAACGCAACAUCCUGGAAUCAGUGAACCGUCACCCGUUCGUGGUGAAGCUGUACUACGCAUUUCAAGAUCACGAGAAGCUCUACCUCAUCUUGGAAUACGCGCAGGGAGGCGAACUGUUCACCCACCUGGCCAUGGAGCGCAUGUUUAGCGAGGAGGUGGCAGCCUUCUACAUGGCUGAGAUGACGCUCGCCCUCGAACAUUUGCACCACAACGUGCGGGUCAUCUACCGUGAUUUGAAGCCGGAGAACUGUCUGCUAGAUUCUGAAGGCCAUCUCUUGCUUACUGACUUUGGCCUUUCCAAAGUCGCCCUCGAAGACGACGAGCGUGCCAACAGCAUCCUCGGCACUAUCGAGUACAUGGCACCAGAAGUCGUUCAGGGGCAAAGCUAUGACUUUGCAGUGGACUGGUGGAGCCUUGGAGCUAUUGGCUUUGAUCUUCUGACUGGCUCACCGCCUUUCUCAGGCAAUAACCAUGCUAAGAUUCAGCAAAAUAUCCUCAAGCAAAAGCUACAGUUACCAUACUUCCUGGGACCCGAUGCGAAAGAUCUGCUUACCCGCCUACUGCGCAAGGAGCCGCAUAAGCGCCUCGGAGGCACGACGACGAAAGACUUGAAGACGCUAAAGUCUCAUCGCUUUUUUCGCAAGAUUGACUGGAAGAAGCUUGAGAAGCGGGAGCUUGAGCCACCUAUACAGCCUCUGAUCACCGACCCAGAGCUGGCGGAGAACUUCAGCAAAGACUUCACUGGUCUGCCCCUGAGUCCAGUAGUGACUCGGAGCAGCAGGAACUCCGAGGACUACAUGCCGGCUAUGGAGAGACCUUCAGAAAAUGACCCGUUCGGCGGCUUCAGCUUCGUAGCAAGUAACAGCUUACUGGAUAGCGACGAGAUGAUGCUGGAGGUAUGACUGCAUGAAGGCUUUGCAAGGCGGGAUUGACGGCAUCAGGCUGUAGCGCGGCGGAUUGGCGUUAUGCAUAAGACAUUGGCUGAUGGAGCAAGUGUGGGCGACUGUGCAUGUGAUCUGCCUAGCAAAUUACCCGUUACAUUAAUUGCAACAUUCGGCUGCUCACUAAGUAGCUCACUGUUUGUUGUCGCCGUCUAAUACCCACACCAUGCAGGAAGCUUUGUUUGCCAAGCAG
Messenger RNA from Baudoinia panamericana UAMH 10762, 2349 nucleotides. RefSeq lists its product as uncharacterized. Gene Ontology annotation, molecular function: protein serine/threonine kinase activity; ATP binding. Lineage: Eukaryota; Fungi; Ascomycota; Dothideomycetes; Mycosphaerellales; Teratosphaeriaceae. Gene Ontology annotation, biological process: protein phosphorylation. The record is from RefSeq and is a predicted model, not a curated record. The transcript has a single exon. Bases 438 to 2117 code for a protein of 559 amino acids.